Messenger RNA from Thermothelomyces thermophilus ATCC 42464, 618 nucleotides. RefSeq lists its product as uncharacterized. NCBI's taxonomy places the organism in Eukaryota, Fungi, Ascomycota, Sordariomycetes, Sordariales, Chaetomiaceae. Gene Ontology annotation, molecular function: RNA nuclease activity; RNA binding. The record is from RefSeq and is a predicted model, not a curated record. The transcript has 2 exons. The annotation marks the transcript as partial.
ACCAUUCCGACGCUGACCCUGGCUAUCUAUGCCGUGGCCACGGCAGCCACUGGGUCGCUCGAGCCGCGGCAGGGCACUGAUUCGCUGUCGAGUGUAACGUGCGGCAGCACCAGCUACACCAAGCAGGAGAUUGACGACGCCGUGGCUGAGGGCUGCCGUCUCUAUGCCGCCGGCGAGCAACUAGGAACCAACAACUACCCGCACAGGUUUAACAACCGCGAGGGCCUCACCUUUUCCAUCUCGGGACCCUUCCAGGAGUUUCCCCUCCUGGCUAGCGGAGCCGUCUAUUCGGGCGGAGCCCCCGGCCCGGACCGCGUCGUCAUCAACCCUAACUACCGGGGCAGCUGCGUCUACGCCGGCGCCAUGACCCACACGGGUGCGCCCAACCGCAACGGUUUUGUUAAAUGCGAGGAGGAGGAAGAGAGCUCCCCUUCGGAUGGUGCCGGGUCUACCACUAGGACCGCCAGUAGUACCGCCUUUUCGUCCCACACUGCUUCAAGGACGUCCACCUCCGCCACCUCCACGUCCGACCCUACUUCGACAGCAAACCCGGAUGACAAUGCCGCCGGGAGAGUUGUAAGCGGGACGGGCGGUCAGGGGUUGGUUAUGGGAAUCGUG